GUAAUUUAAUUUAAAUAUCCUGUCUUUUUAUAUUUAAAUAUGAAUACUACUGUUCUGAAGUACUUACCAUACUGAUACUCUGUACACACUGUGAAGUCCACUGAGACUAAUUUAACAUUUGCGAUAUUGGGCUAUAUAAAUAAACAUUGAUUGAUAAAGACCCCCAAGCCAGUAUUUGUAUUUACCUGCAAACAUUCUCGUGCACUGUUUGAUCAGCUUGAUCAGCUUCAUGUCCUUUCUAUAUUCAUGUUGCUCUGUUGGAGGAGCCUCCAGUGUCUCCUCUGUAGAUGCUACAUGGUGAGCUCCUCCAGGUGAGCUAGAGACUCUGCUGGACAUCUCCAUCACUCUGGGGUCUCAACCUCUCCGGGACCAGGACUCCAUGAUGGACCAUAAAGCCUCCGUACCUGCACAGACUGAGGGGAUGGAGCAGGGCCCCCCUCAGGUGCUGGAGAUCAGUGACUCCGCCCCCCCUCAGGUGCUGGGGGUCAGUGACUCCGCCCCCCCUCAUGUGGUGGGGGUCAGCAGGUGUGACUCCGCCCCCCUGCUGUGGAGAGAUCAGGACCUGAAGGCAGUGAGGGGGCGGGGCCUGGUGGGGGCGCUGUUAGGAGCCCUGCCUCGGACCCCCCGACAGAACGGGAGGCUGGGGAGACCCCUGCUGCUGCUGCCAGAGGAGGAGCGGCUGCUAACAGAGCUACAUGCUACAGCUAAUGCUAACCAGGGUGGAGGGGGGGUGCAGCUCAGUCUGCAGGUGAAGCAGCACCUGGAGGAGCAGGAGAGGAGCUUGGAGGAGCAGAGAGUCCUCGCUCUGCAGGACAGGAAGUCAGCGCUGCUGCACGCCAUGACAUCAUCACACACAGGUUCUUUGGGCCCCUCAGAGGCCCUGCGCGGCCGCCUGGAGGCCCUGCACCGCAGCUUUACCUUCCCCCGGGGGGCGAUGGCAGUACAGCUGAGCACGGCAAGGGCGGGGCUUCAUCACUGCCAUGAAGACCGGGCCUUCCUCAGGGCCCAGCAGCCAAUCACAGCGCAGCACGACUCCAAAGCCGCCGCCAGGUACCAGGUGUUCAGAGACCUGAGGGGGCAGGGCUUCUACCUGACAUCAGCCGGGAAGUUCGGAGGAGACUUCCUGGUUUACCCAG
This is a messenger RNA of Gymnodraco acuticeps, 1136 nucleotides long. RefSeq names its product TSEN34 tRNA splicing endonuclease subunit (gene tsen34). Gene Ontology annotation, molecular function: nucleic acid binding; tRNA-intron lyase activity. The record is from RefSeq and is a predicted model, not a curated record. Gene Ontology annotation, cellular component: tRNA-intron endonuclease complex. NCBI's taxonomy places the organism in Eukaryota, Metazoa, Chordata, Actinopteri, Perciformes, Bathydraconidae. Gene Ontology annotation, biological process: tRNA-type intron splice site recognition and cleavage; tRNA splicing, via endonucleolytic cleavage and ligation.